Messenger RNA from Drosophila grimshawi, 924 nucleotides. RefSeq lists its product as uncharacterized. The record is from RefSeq and is a predicted model, not a curated record. Lineage: Eukaryota; Metazoa; Arthropoda; Insecta; Diptera; Drosophilidae. Bases 1 to 924 code for a protein of 307 amino acids. The transcript is spliced from 3 exons.
AUGUCACUCUGGCGUUGGAGUAUAGCUGCAUAUGUGGCAUUGGUGUUGCUGCUGCUACUCCACUGUAGCAAUGCACUGGAUUCGAAUUCAUCCUCAUCGUCAGCACCACAAGUGAAUGUGGCAUCGGCUCGAUCCAAAGGUGGCUCUUUGGUCUCCAACAGCGAUGUUUAUAUAGCGCGCAAUCAGCGCGAGUGCUUUGAGACACGUAAUCUGGUCUCCUGCAUCAAGUAUAAGGCCUCCAGGCUCCUCUGGAAGCUGGCCACCAAUGGCAUGGGAUUCUUUCCCAAUGAAUACGAACGGACGCUGGGCGACAAGACGCCACGUUGGUUGAGUUUAGUGCAUCUGGGUGAACCGGCCGACGACAUUGUGGUAUUCAACGAUGCCAAGAGCAUGUCAGGAGACAGUGAACUGAUUAACAUUUUCAAGUUUCUGCAACGAGCUGUCGAAACAUUUGGACGCAAUCAUGGCCUCCAGCUGGCACUGCCCAAGGAAACGGGAGCCCGAAUUAUGGAUGAGGCGGAGCCCCGUUUAAAGAAGAAGAGAAAGUGGCUUGUCUUAUUACCGCUGAUAAUAUUGAUGAAAAUAGCGCACCUAAAAAUGACUCUGGUCACACUGCUGCUCGGGGUACUGGGCAUGAAUGUGCUGCUGGUGGGCGGCACUGCCUGGCUGAUACACUAUCUGAAAUACAAGACGAUGUGCAAGAUUCAUCCGCACUUGGUACAGUCGCAUUCGCAUGUCUACGACUCCGAUCCGGCGGACUAUUCCCAGUUCCUGGGCAGCAGCAGCUGGGCAGGAGGUGGCGGCGGUUACUCGCCAUCCAGUGUCCACGAGGUGAACGCCAAUGGAUACAGUAAGGAUUGGGCGACGAGUAAGGCAUAUCAUGGCUACAAUCAUUUGGACACAAUUAGUAAGCGAAUACAGUGA